Molecule: messenger RNA, 549 nt
Organism: Maylandia zebra (zebra mbuna)
Lineage: Eukaryota; Metazoa; Chordata; Actinopteri; Cichliformes; Cichlidae
Product: transcription factor 7-like 1-B
Biological process (GO): canonical Wnt signaling pathway; regulation of transcription by RNA polymerase II
Cellular component (GO): chromatin; beta-catenin-TCF complex
Molecular function (GO): RNA polymerase II cis-regulatory region sequence-specific DNA binding; DNA-binding transcription factor activity, RNA polymerase II-specific
Source: RefSeq, a predicted model, not a curated record
UGAUGGCAACUUCCACUGACACAUUCUUCCCGUUAUCAUCCUGAAAUAUUUCAACAAAGUGGAUGAUGAGGCACAGACGUUCCACAGGAACGGUGUACAGAUGUAUGAUUAUGUCACUCCUGCUCCUCCACCUAACACCUCCACUCCAAACUAAGUUUGCUCGGCUGCUUUGGUUCACUGAUCUAAAAAGAAAGUGCCCAGCCCAGCAGGAUGAAGAUGGGCCAUACGUCAAGAAGCCGCCAAAUGCCUUCAUGCUCUAUCUCAAAGAGCAGAGGCCAAAGGUCAUUGCUGAACUCAACAUCCCUGGAAAUGCAGCCGUAAAUGCAGUGGUGGGACAGAGAUGGAAGUCGCUUUCAAACGACCAGAAAGCCAGAUAUUUCAAGCAGGCUGAAACAGAAAGACAGAAUCAUGCCAAAGAGCAUCCAGCCUGGUCGACCAAAGAAAACUAUGUAUGUCCAACAAUAAUUUCAUUAUAGACGAUUGGACUGAUUUCAAUUGAAUUAAACUGUUACUCCUGUUAUUUCAACAUCUGUCUUUGUGUAAAUAAAU